Molecule: messenger RNA, 1575 nt
Organism: Drosophila virilis
Lineage: Eukaryota; Metazoa; Arthropoda; Insecta; Diptera; Drosophilidae
Gene: JMJD6
Product: Bifunctional arginine demethylase and lysyl-hydroxylase PSR
Biological process (GO): phagocytosis
Cellular component (GO): cytoplasm; nucleus
Molecular function (GO): histone H4R3 demethylase activity; P-TEFb complex binding
Source: RefSeq, a predicted model, not a curated record
AACUCAUCUGCAUUCGCUCUGAAUGCGACGUGCAGAAAGUCAUCCACCAACUGCCCAAUUACCAUUUCGUUUAUAUUUUCUGAAUUUCUCAUUAUGAGCGAAGAAUUUAAACUGCCGAAACGAUCACGAAAGCGUACGCGUGACGUGAAACGCAAGGCCCGUCCUGAAUUGGAUGGAGAUACCGCGUGGAUUGCGAUGCGCUAUUAUGAGAAGUUUGAGCCAUUUUGGGACUUUACGGAUAACCUGGAAAGAAUUGAUAAUGCAACAAUAACAUGUGAUGAAUUCAUUGAACGCUACGAGCGCCCAUAUCUGCCCGUAAUAAUAACCGGUUGUGCCGACGGCUGGCUGGCCCAGGAGAAGUGGACGCUCUCCCGGCUUGCCAAGAAGUAUCGCAACCAGAAAUUCAAGUGCGGCGAGGAUAAUGAAGGAUAUAGCGUCAAGAUGAAAAUGAAAUACUAUGUGGAAUAUAUGCAAGGGACUCGCGACGAUAGUCCGCUUUACAUAUUUGAUAGCAGCUUUGGCGAGCAUCAUCGUCGGCGAAAGCUGCUGGAGGAUUAUACGGUGCCCAAAUAUUUUCGCGAUGAUCUCUUCAAGUAUUGCGGCGAGGAUCGUCGCCCGCCAUAUCGAUGGUUUGUAAUGGGUCCAGCUCGCUCCGGCACUGGUAUUCAUAUUGAUCCAUUGGGUACCAGUGCCUGGAAUACGUUAAUACGUGGUCACAAGCGGUGGUGCUUAUUUCCCACGCACACGCCCAAGGACCUGCUGAAGGUCACCAGCGCUAUGGGCGGCAAGCAGCGCGACGAGGCCAUCACCUGGUUUAGCACAAUUUAUCCGCGCACCCAGCUGCCCUCGUGGCCGCAGGAAUACAAACCCAUCGAGGUGCUACAGUGUGCUGGCGAGACGGUGUUUGUGCCUGGCGGCUGGUGGCAUGUGGUGCUCAAUCUGGACGAUACCAUUGCGAUAACGCAGAACUUUUGUAGCUUUACGAACUUUCCGUGUGUGUGGCACAAGACGGUGCGCGGUCGCCCCAAAUUGUCUCGCAAAUGGCUGCGUGUGCUGCGGGAGCAGCGGCCAGAGUUGGCUCAAAUAGCCGAAAGUAUUAAUAUAAACGAAAGCACGGGUUUCGCCUCCGAUAGCUCGAGCAAUUCGAGCUCAUCCUCCUCGUCCAGCAGUUCCUCAUCAUCGGAGACUGAGGCGGACGCCGAUUCAAAUACGGAUAGCGGCCAGGAAAGUCUCACAGCCAAGAAAAAGAAAAAACGGCGCAUGGGCGGCAGCGGUGAUGGCGGAGGUGCCAUGGGCUCUUCGCGGUCUUGAUGUCAACAGAAAGCGAAAAGGAAUAGCCUGCUUUUGCGGCUGUUUCAUCGUCAACUGUUGUUCUGCGGUCGCGUGCCGCGCUGUCAACGUUCGUCCGACCGCACAUCCCGCCCAAGCUAGCAGCGCAAUCCUGACCCUGAUCAUUUCUGCAUGUUUUAGUAAUAUUUUUCUACAUAGACAAGUAAACGUGUUGCUGUAAAAAUAAACUAUGAAUUAUCCCCGGCUAGACCAAACAGCCGCUUAAUAUUAGCUCUAAAUAGUCAA